UAAAAUCACUCGGAGUCUCCUCGGGUUUAUGUUUUUUAAAGAUCCUACAGCCUCCUCUCCUCCGACUGAACAGCUAAAAUGGCUUUAAACGGUAAAACCGCAGUAGUGACUGGAGCAGCAAUGGGAAUAGGAAGAGCAAUAACGGAGAUACUCCUGCAGAACGGCGGCAAGGUAGCCCUCCUGGAUGUGAAUGAAACUGCAGGAAAGAGUUUAAUGGAAGUCCUUGAGAAACAGUACGGACGGGAAAGAACUUUGUUCCUGAAUUGUGAUGUUGAGUCAGAGGAGCAGAUCAAAGCUGCCUUGAAGAAAACCACAGAAAGAUUUGGAGGAAUAGACAUCCUGUGCAACAAUGCCGGCAUCAUGAAUGAGGGCAUGUGGGAGAAAACCAUCUCUAUAAACUUUGUGAGUGUCAUCAGGGUAUCUUACCUGGCUCUGGAGCACAUGAGCAAGCUGAAGGGAGGUCGGGGAGGCGUCAUCGUCAACACAUCAUCCCUAUCGGGUCUCAGUCCAAUGCCAAGCUGUCCUGUCUACUCAGCCACGAAGCACGGAGUGGUCGGUUUUACUCGGGCCAUGGCGGCUGCCUCUACCGCCUCGGGCUACGGUGUACGUUUCAACACAGUUUGCCCAAGUUUUGUCCAAACUGACCUCUUGUCUGCCAUUCCAGCCAGACUGGGGAAAUACUCCCACAUGGCCGAAGCAGCCGAACAAUUAUUAAAAAGUUUUGGGGUGUUAAAUGUAUCUGAGGUAGGGGAGGCCGUCCUCGAGCUGGUGACAGAUGAGACGAAGAACGGAGAGGCCCUAAUCGUGGUCCCAAAAGGAAAAAAAUAUGUGACUUUUCCCUCAUUUAUGUAAUGGCUUUGUGCUUUGUUGACAGCAGAACAGGAAUUUCAGUUAAAAUGUCCACAGGGGCAACUAGAAUCAACAAAAACUUAAAAAGUUCCUUGUUGCUGCUUUAAGCAACUUAAAGCAGUACAAAUCACAAAGUGUUGUCACCUAAAUGUACUUAUAAUAUCAAAAAUAAAAGUACUCAUUGUGCUGUAAAA
Messenger RNA from Morone saxatilis (striped sea-bass), 1043 nucleotides. RefSeq names its product 15-hydroxyprostaglandin dehydrogenase [NAD(+)]-like. The transcript is spliced from 7 exons. NCBI's taxonomy places the organism in Eukaryota, Metazoa, Chordata, Actinopteri, Moronidae. Gene Ontology annotation, cellular component: cytoplasm. The record is from RefSeq and is a predicted model, not a curated record. Gene Ontology annotation, molecular function: oxidoreductase activity, acting on the CH-OH group of donors, NAD or NADP as acceptor. The coding region runs from base 79 to 852 and encodes 257 amino acids.